CAAGGGUCCAAACUAACAAAAGCCGAGAACACCACGGCGGAACUCAUUUACUGUUGGCCAUGACCGCGGGUGCUUCGCCUCUCAUGCUGCUGCUGCGCGCCGCCCUCCUCCUCGCCGCCAUGGCGGCGAGCUGCGGAGCGGCGCUAGAUGACCCGGCGGCGCUCCUGCGCCGGGCCAAGGAGGCGGAGUUCAUGGACUGGAUGGUUGGGGUGCGGCGGCGGAUCCACGAGAACCCGGAGCUGGGCUACGAGGAGUUCGCCACUAGCGAGCUCGUGCGAAGGGAGCUCGACGCCAUGGGGAUCCCCUACAGACACCCCUUUGCCGUCACCGGCGUCGUCGCCACCGUCGGUACAGGCGGCCCGCCCUUUGUCGCGCUCCGGGCCGACAUGGACGCCCUCCCCAUGCAGGAAAGCGUGGAAUGGGAACAUAAGAGCAAAGUGCCUGGGAAGAUGCAUGGAUGUGGCCAUGAUGCUCAUGUUGCUAUGCUAUUGGGUUCUGCCAAGAUUCUUCAGGAGCUCCGUGAUGAGUUGCAGGGUACUGUAGUUCUCCUUUUCCAACCAGCUGAGGAAGGUGGUGGUGGGGCAAAGAAAAUGUUAGAAGCUGGAGCUGUGGAAAACAUAGAGGCCAUGUUUGGGAUUCAUGUAGCUGACAUUGUGCCCAUUGGUGUGGUGGCAUCUAGGCCCGGACCUAUAAUGGCAGGGAGUGGAUUUUUUGAGGCAGUAAUAAGUGGAAAGGGAGGGCAUGCUGCACUUCCUCAUCACACUAUCGAUCCAAUUCUGGCUGCUUCCAGUGUUAUUGUAAGCCUUCAACAGCUUGUUUCCCGAGAAGCUGACCCCUUGGAUUCACAGGUAGUAACAGUUGGAAAAUUUCAAGGUGGUGGAGCCUUCAAUGUCAUCCCUGAUUCUGUCACAAUAGGUGGUACCUUCCGAGCCUUUUUGAAGGAGAGUUUUGAUCAGUUGAAGCAGCGGAUCGAAGAGGUCAUAGUGUCACAGGCAUCUGUCCAGCGUUGCAGCGCUGUGGUGGACUUCAUGAACAAAGAUAAACCUUUCUUCCCCCCAACGAUCAAUGACCCAGAGCUCCAUGAUUUCUUUGCGAAGGUGGCUGGCGAGAUGGUUGGCCCCAGCAACGUGAUAGACAGGCAGCCACUGAUGGGUUCCGAGGACUUCGCCUUCUAUGCUGAGGCCGUUCCCAGAACAUACUACUACUUUUUGGGAAUGCUCAACGAAACCCGCGGCCCGCAGGCACCGCAUCACUCACCCUACUUCACCAUCAAUGAGGAUGUUCUACCUUACGGUGCGGCCAUGCAGGCGUCACUCGUUUGUCGCUACCUGCUUGAGCACCAGCAUGCUAUGGCUGCUAAGGCAGUACCCCGCGACGAGCUGUAGAUGAUGCCUUUCUUGAAUGAAACUCUGGUUAAACGUGAACUGCGAUUGAUAAAAAGGAUGUUCUGCGUGGAGUCAACCUUUUUAGCGCGGAGUCAACCUGACUUACUAGACGGCCAUCUCUGUAUCGCCAGGUGAUUAUGCAACACUUUGUACAUAAUUCCUGAUUACAGCGUGUUCAAAAGCAGCAUUUGACUGCAUUGAAGCAGUAUUCUGGUAGAUGCUAUAAAGUCUCUGUUCUGCUUAA
Molecule: messenger RNA, 1629 nt
Organism: Lolium rigidum
Lineage: Eukaryota; Viridiplantae; Streptophyta; Magnoliopsida; Poales; Poaceae
Product: IAA-amino acid hydrolase ILR1-like 1
Exons: 5
Coding region: 60-1385 (441 amino acids)
Biological process (GO): auxin metabolic process
Cellular component (GO): endoplasmic reticulum
Molecular function (GO): IAA-Ala conjugate hydrolase activity
Source: RefSeq, a predicted model, not a curated record